This is a messenger RNA of Dermatophagoides pteronyssinus (European house dust mite), 2110 nucleotides long. It is a transcript of the gene Papss, whose product is annotated as 3'-phosphoadenosine 5'-phosphosulfate synthase. Gene Ontology annotation, molecular function: sulfate adenylyltransferase (ATP) activity; ATP binding; adenylylsulfate kinase activity. The record is from RefSeq and is a predicted model, not a curated record. Gene Ontology annotation, biological process: sulfate assimilation; 3'-phosphoadenosine 5'-phosphosulfate biosynthetic process. NCBI's taxonomy places the organism in Eukaryota, Metazoa, Arthropoda, Arachnida, Sarcoptiformes, Pyroglyphidae.
AAAUAUAAGUUUUUUUUUCUUUGUAUACUCGUUUAACAAAGGAUUAGAUAAAUUCUUUAUGAUCAGUUCCAUUUAUACCUAAACAUAACGAAAUUAAUUUUCACUAAUAAAAAUAAUGUCGUCGUUUUAUACUCCAGAAAAGAACGAACAACAACAAUCAUCGAUGACAAUGAAUAAAUCGACAAAUGUUUUCUAUCAAAAUCAUCGUGUAUCAAGAGAUAAACGAGCCGAAUCAUUAUCGAAUGGAAGACAAUUUCGUGGCUGUACUGUUUGGUUUACAGGAUUGUCAUGUGCUGGAAAAACGUCAAUUUCAUUUGCUGUGGAAGAAUUUCUUACUAGGCAUCAGAUUCAUGCAUAUGCAUUAGAUGGUGAUAAUAUUCGUUAUGGAUUGAAUUCAGAUUUAGGAUUCUCUGAAAAAGAUCGCGGUGAAAAUAUACGUCGUAUUGCUGAAGUAGCACGUUUGUUUGCCGAUAGUGGUACAAUUACAUUGGCCAGCUUUAUCAGUCCAUUUAGUAAAGAUCGUAAAAAGGCUCGUGAAAUUCAUGAAAAGGAUUCCAUAGUGUUUAUCGAAUGUUUUGUUGAUACACCAUUAGAUGUGUGUGAACAAAGAGAUGUAAAAGGUCUUUAUAAAAAAGCUCGUGCCGGUGAAAUAAAAGGAUUCACUGGUAUCAAUCAGGAUUAUGAACGUCCGGAAAAUCCGGAUCUUGUGCUAAAAGCUAGUGAAGAUACAAUUGAUCAAUGUGUUCAAAAAGUGAUUGAUCUUCUCAUCAAAAGAAACAUCAUAUCAUUGGACAAAAUUCAAGACAUUCAUGAAUUGUUCAUCAACGAACAUGAUAAACCAAAUGAAAUGAUUCGAGCUUCUCGUUUACCAUCAAUAAACAUAUCAACUGUUGAUCUUCAAUGGAUACAGGUCUUAUCUGAAGGUUGGGCUACUCCAUUAAAGGGUUUUAUGAAUGAAACGGAAUAUCUACAAUGCAUAAAUUUCGGAAUGCUUGUUAAUGGUAAAUGGCACAAUCAAACGAUUCCUAUUACAUUGGCAAUUACAAAUGAGCAAAAAUCAUACUUGGCUUCGAUUCUCAAUGGUGGUGAUGACAAUAAUGGUGAUUAUAAUUGCAAUGGAUUCAACAAUGAUCAACAAGAAAACGCUGUUAAGAAAAGUGUGACAUUGAAAUAUAAUGAUAAGAUAAUUGCCAUAUUGGAUGAUUAUGAAGUUUAUGAGCAUCGUAAAGAGGAACGAGCUGCCAGUGUUUUUAAAACUACUAACAUUGGCCACCCAUCUAUCCGUAUGAUUAUGGAUAGUGGUGAUUGGUUGAUCGGUGGCCGAUUGAAGGUGUUUGAUCGUAUCUUAUGGAAUGAUGGCCUUGAUCAAUAUCGAUUAACACCAAGAGAAAUUCGAUCGAAAUUGAGAGAAAUGAAUGCUGAUGCAGUUUUUGCGUUUCAGCUACGCAAUCCAAUACACAACGGACAUGCAUUGUUGAUGCAAGACACUAAGCGUCAAUUAUUGGAACGUGGCUAUAAAAAUCCAGUACUACUUCUGCAUCCAUUAGGUGGUUGGACCAAAGAUGAUGAUGUUCCCUUACAUGUUCGCAUUUCACAACAUCAAGCUGUGAUAAAGGAAGGUGUUCUCGAUGAACAUUCAACUUUGAUGGCAAUAUUUCCGUCUCCUAUGUCUUAUGCUGGACCACGUGAAGUUCAAUGGCAUGCCAAAGCUCGUUUAGUCACUGGUGCUAAUUUUUAUAUUGUUGGUCGUGAUCCGGCUGGUAUUCCGCAUCCCGACAAAGAUAAAGACCUUUAUGAUCCAUCACAUGGACGUAAGGUACUUAAAAUGGCACCCGGUUUAACGAAAUUCGAAAUCAUCCCAUUCCGUGUUGCUUCGUAUAAUAAAAAAGAAAAUCGUAUGAUGUUCGAAACUGAAGGCAUGAAUCCAAAAGAUUUUGAUCGAAUAUCCGGAACGCGAAUGCGAAAAAUGGCAAAAAAUGGUGAAAAUCCGCCUGAUGGUUUUAUGGCAAAAACAGCAUGGAAAGUUUUGUCAGAUUAUUAUCAAUCUUGUUAAUUAUGCUGUCAAACAUAUUUAUAGGAAUUAUAUUAUUAAAUGAUUGUUUGUUAUUCA